AAACAGAAAAGGAAAGAAUGGCAAAGAGUCUGUUGCAAGUGAGCGAGCAGCUCCUAAUCCUAAAGCCUCCGAGCAGCACUAUCACAAACCAACAAAAGCAAAUGCAAAAGCCGAAGCAAAUACGAAUACAAUCUUGUUUGAAUCGGAGACAAUUCAUAUCCCAAACAAAUAUGGCAGCCUCUUCUGUUUCAAUAUCUCUACUACUACGUCUACUAGUACCAGAAGCAGCAGCAGCAGCAAAGUCCCAAGAUGAAGAAGACUCUCUUUCCGAUUGGGAAAGAGUGUAUCUCCCCAUCGACCCUGGCGUCGUCCUUCUCGAUAUCGCUUUCGUCCCUGACGACUUUAAUCACGGUUUUGUACUGGGGACUCGCCAAACCAUUUUGGAGACCAAAAAUGGUGGAAACACUUGGGUUCCGCGUUCCAUUCCCUCAGCCGAAGAUGAAGAUUUCAACUACAGAUUCAAUUCCAUCAGCUUCAAAGGAAAGGAGGGAUGGAUUGUUGGCAAACCUGCUAUUCUUUUGUACACUUCCGAUGCCGGAGACACCUGGGAAAGGAUACCUCUAAGCUCUCAACUUCCUGGUGAUAUCGUAUACAUAAAAGCAACUGGAGAGAAGAGUGCAGAAAUGGUGACUGACGAAGGUGCAAUAUAUGUUACUUCAAAUAGAGGCUACAACUGGAGGGCUGCAGUUCAGGAAACAGUGUCAGCUACUCUUAAUAGAACGGUUUCUAGUGGUAUUAGUGGUGCAAGCUAUUACACAGGAACUUUUAAUACUGUGAAUCGCUCUCCAGAUGGAAGGUAUGUUGCUGUCUCAAGCCGUGGUAACUUCUAUCUUACAUGGGAGCCUGGGCAGCCGUUCUGGCAGCCACAUAACAGAGCAGUUGCAAGGAGAAUUCAGAACAUGGGAUGGAGAGCUGAUGGUGGUCUUUGGCUUCUAGUUCGUGGAGGGGGACUUUAUCUUAGCAAAGGCACAGGGGUAACAGAAGAGUUUGAAGAAGUUUCAGUUCAAAGCCGGGGUUUUGGCAUUCUUGAUAUUGGGUACCGAUCAGAGGAAGAGGCUUGGGCGGCAGGGGGAAGUGGGAUCUUACUAAGAACUACUAACGGUGGCAAGACAUGGACCCGUGACAAAGCAGCUGAUAAUAUUGCUGCCAAUCUAUACUCAGUGAAGUUUAUCAACAACAGGAAAGGAUUUGUACUAGGAAAUGAUGGAGUCCUGCUUCGCUAUCUUGGAUGAAGCUGUAAUCAUACAUCUAUGAAAACUCAAAACCCAAAAAAAAAAAAAAAAAGAAAAAAAAAGAAAAAGACCAGAAAGAACUUAGGAAUGUCAUUACCUUAGAAGGUUGAUGGUCAAAAAUGGCAGACAGAAAUUGGAAGUGCCUCUUUGUUGGUUUUUGAGCGGUAAAACUACUUUGUUGACAGUUGAAUAGGUGCAGGUUUCUUAACCAUGCCAACAAUUUUGUACUACUAAAUUCCACCUUCAUGGUGUGUUGUGCAAUGCCGUGAAGAGGAGCCUAAAUUUCA
Quercus lobata is the source of this 1519-nucleotide messenger RNA. It is a transcript of the gene HCF136, whose product is annotated as photosystem II stability/assembly factor, chloroplast (HCF136). Lineage: Eukaryota; Viridiplantae; Streptophyta; Magnoliopsida; Fagales; Fagaceae. Gene Ontology annotation, molecular function: protein binding. The transcript has 8 exons. The record is from RefSeq and is a predicted model, not a curated record. The coding region runs from base 18 to 1232 and encodes 404 amino acids.